Molecule: messenger RNA, 825 nt
Organism: Xylaria bambusicola
Lineage: Eukaryota; Fungi; Ascomycota; Sordariomycetes; Xylariales; Xylariaceae
Exons: 4
Coding region: 360-677 (105 amino acids)
Source: RefSeq, a predicted model, not a curated record
AGCGCAACAGCAUGUAAGUUCAUUCAAAGUCGUUCUCCCACGUCUUCCUAUCGAUGCCCUUGUUGACACUAAACUAGGGAGGUUUUAGCAGCGUUGUUUGGUUCGUCUCCAUCUGGAUGCUGACCUGCCUCCGGCAUUCUGGACGUUUUCAUAGAAGGACUUCAUGCACACUUGCCAGCCGUGACAAAUGGCGGUGUCGAUGGCAUGACGAUCAAUCCUUCUUGACGAUGCGUAGGUCUAUAUAAACCUGUCGCCCGAACCGACGACAAACGAGAAGAAGACCAUCUCAUCCAACAAUCUCAUCGCCUAUCCACACAACUACAAGCACCACUCUCAACAACCCCAACAACUUAUUCAAAAUGACGGUCACUCGCAUCUUCACCUUCGCCAUCGCCGACGCGGCUGCCCAGGACUUCGCUGUCUCUACCUUCAACGGCUUCAAGGACUCCUGCAAGAAGAACGGUGCUUCUUACAUCGUUGCCACUCACGCCGCCAAGGUCAAGGUCCUCAAGGACACCUCCGGCAGUGCUGCCUGGACUGUCUACGCCUCCAUCACAUUCCAGAACGAGGAUGAUGCCAACUACUUCGCCAACGAGGACCCCGUCAACCAGGAGGUCAAGGCCAAGAACGCUGGUGCCACCUCCGGCUUCUGCGUCAUCCAGGGCUCUUUCAGCUAAAUGCUACGCUCGCAAGCAUAGCGACAUGAGAUUUGAUGGGUUUUACGAGCGAUGAAAUGAUAUAACGGUUCAAUUUGGACGUGAAGAAAAAAUCAAAAGCUACAGUGAUAGACUUCCUCUUAGACAAUAGAGUUGUAUUGAUCGCUAG